AUGGAUGAGGAUACGCUUCUGUCCGCACUGCCUGGGGAAGAUGGCGCCACCUGGGACCCCAGCCUGGAACCCGAGGAGGAACCUGGGGUCCAGAAUGGAAUGGCAUCCAGUGAGGACCUGAACAGUAGCCACACCAACCUGGGGGAUGCAAUGAGGGGCACCCUGGCAGGCACCGAGGGGCAUACAAAAGGCCUGGACAUGGCCCUCCAUGGCCUCAGCCUUGGCCUCUCCCUCACCAAUGGCCUAGCCCUGGGGCCAGACUCAAACAUUCUGGAACACUCUACAGAGCCCAGCCCCUGGAGGGCUGGUGGGCUGGCCGAGGGGGACAAUGCCUCCAGGAGCCUCUGUCCAGACACUGAGGAUCCUCCACUGGGGCUGGGUGGCCCUGGAGAGCCAGAUGUGCGCGAUGGCUUCAGCGCCACGUUUGAGAAGAUUGUGGAGUCGGAGCUGCUGCGGGGCACCCAGUACAGCAGCCUGGACUCCUUGGACAUGCUGAGCCUCACGGACGAGAGCGACAGCUGCGUCAGCUUCGAGGCCCCUCUCACGCCCCUCAUCCAGCAGCGGGCCCGGGACAGCCCUGAGCUAGGCGCGGGCUUGGGCACUGGGGACAUGGGGUCUGAGGGGGACAUGGGAGCAGCCGGUGGCGGUGGGGUGCUUGGCAGCCCCCUGCGGCGCUCCAUCUCUGGCAGCCGCUCCGAGAAUGUCCUGAGCCGCCUGUCUCUCACGGUGGUGCCCAACGGCUUCCAUGAAGACGGACCCCUGGGCCCACGCAGGGAUGAGGAGGACGAGGAGGAGGAGGAGGAGGAGGAGGAGGAGGAGGACACGGACAAGCUGCUGAACUCGGCCAGCGAUCCCAGCCUGAAGGAUGGCCUGUCGGACUCGGACUCAGAGCUGAGCAGCUCAGAGGGGCUGGAGUCUGGCAGCACAGACCCACUGGCCAACGGGGGCCAGGGCGUCAGUGAGGCUGCCCGCCGGCUGGCACGCCGGCUCUACCACCUGGAGGGCUUUCAGCGCUGCGACGUGGCCCGACAGCUGGGCAAGAACAACGAGUUCAGCAGGCUGGUGGCUGGGGAGUACCUCAGCUUUUUUGACUUCUCGGGCCUGACUCUGGAUCGAGCGCUCAGAACUUUCCUGAAGGCCUUCCCGCUGAUGGGGGAGACGCAGGAGCGUGAGCGGGUCCUGACGCACUUCUCCCGCCGGUACUGCCAGUGUAACCCUGAUGACAGUACUUCGGAAGAUGGGAUCCACACGCUUACCUGUGCCCUGAUGCUGCUCAACACGGACCUGCACGGACAUAACAUUGGCAAGAAGAUGUCCUGCCAACAAUUCAUUGCCAACUUGGACCAGCUGAAUGAUGGCCAAGACUUCGCCAAAGACCUGCUGAAGACCCUUUACAACUCCAUCAAGAAUGAAAAACUGGAAUGGGCGAUUGAUGAAGAUGAGCUGAGGAAAUCACUCUCUGAGCUGGUGGAUGACAAGUUUGGGACAGGCACAAAGAAGGUGACACGGAUCCUGGAUGGUAGCAACCCCUUCCUGGAUGUCCCUCAAGCUCUCAGCGCCACCACCUACAAGCAUGGUGUGCUGACCCGGAAGACUCACGCCGACAUGGAUGGCAAGAGGACGCCCCGUGGGAGGCGUGGCUGGAAGAAAUUCUACGCGGUGCUCAAAGGGACCAUUCUGUACCUGCAGAAGGAUGAGUACAGGCCGGACAAAACCCUGUCCGAGGGUGACUUGAAGAAUGCCAUCCGUGUGCACCACGCUCUGGCCACCAGGGCCUCUGACUACAGCAAGAAGUCCAACGUGCUCAAGCUGAAGACAGCUGACUGGAGGGUGUUCCUCUUCCAGGCACCGAGCAAAGAGGAAAUGCUGUCCUGGAUCCUGAGGAUCAACCUGGUGGCUGCCAUCUUCUCAGCGCCCUCCUUCCCCGCUGCCGUCAGCUCCAUGAAGAAGUUCUGUCGGCCUCUGUUGCCCUCCUGCGCUACUCGCCUCUGCCAGGAGGAGCAGCUGCGCUCUCAUGAGAAUAAGCUGAGGCAGGUGACUGCAGAGCUGGCUGAGCACAAGUGUCACCCAGUUGAGCGGGGCAUCAAGUCCAAGGAGGCUGAGGAGAACCGGCUGAAGGAGCAUUAUCUCACGUUUGAGAAAAGCCGUUAUGAGACCUAUAUCCACCUCCUGGCUGUGAAGAUCAAAGUUGGCUCUGAUGACCUGGAGCAGAUUGAGGCCCGGUUGGCCACCCUGGAGGGGGAUGACCCUUCACUCCGCAAGACACACUCGAGCCCUGCCCUCAGCCAGGGCCAUGGAACUGUGACUGGCAGCAAAGCCCCGAGGGAUACCACUGGGCCUGAUACUUAG
Budorcas taxicolor (takin) is the source of this 2349-nucleotide messenger RNA. It is a transcript of the gene PSD2, whose product is annotated as pleckstrin and Sec7 domain containing 2. Gene Ontology annotation, biological process: regulation of ARF protein signal transduction. Bases 1 to 2349 code for a protein of 782 amino acids. NCBI's taxonomy places the organism in Eukaryota, Metazoa, Chordata, Mammalia, Artiodactyla, Bovidae. Gene Ontology annotation, molecular function: guanyl-nucleotide exchange factor activity; protein binding; phospholipid binding. The transcript has 14 exons. The record is from RefSeq and is a predicted model, not a curated record.